AAAUUCAGUGGCUUCAGCGCAACGCGCAUCCAUUCUCCAACGAGUGAAUCUGAAUUGGGCCGACUAAGCACAUUUUCUGGAGUUUUUCGACCGAACAAGGCCGAAUUAGACUGCUUAGAUUGAUUAAUCUUAAUCUUCAAAAUGAUUAUUCCAGUUAGAUGCUUCACUUGCGGCAAAGUAAUUGGAAAUAAAUGGGAGAACUACCUUGGACUCCUUCAAGCAGAGUACACAGAAGGUGAUGCGUUGGACUCUUUGAAAUUGAAGAGGUACUGCUGUCGAAGGAUGCUCCUGGCCCACGUUGACUUGAUCGAGAAGCUUCUGAAUUAUGCUCCACUUGAAAAAUCGUAAACUCUAAUUCUUCUUCUUCAAUUUGUCUGGCAUUUUCUCUGUCAUAAAAACAACGCUACGAAAGCUAGCAAAUUUUGAAGACAGCUUAAAUUCUAAUUUUAGUGUAAUUUCAUUAAGGAAGGAAAUAAAUCAUGUGAAUAUUUGGUGGAAAUAA
Molecule: messenger RNA, 502 nt
Organism: Cloeon dipterum
Lineage: Eukaryota; Metazoa; Arthropoda; Insecta; Ephemeroptera; Baetidae
Gene: Rpb10
Product: DNA-directed RNA polymerases I, II, and III subunit Rpb10
Exons: 3
Coding region: 142-348 (68 amino acids)
Biological process (GO): transcription by RNA polymerase I; tRNA transcription by RNA polymerase III; transcription by RNA polymerase II
Cellular component (GO): RNA polymerase II, core complex; RNA polymerase III complex; RNA polymerase I complex
Molecular function (GO): zinc ion binding; DNA binding
Source: RefSeq, a predicted model, not a curated record